AUGUCGAUGAGCUGCAUAGCUGCAUCAGCCCUCGUGACUGUGGUUUUGCCGGCCGAUCAGUGGACCGGAUGCUCCAACAACGGCCUUGCUGUGAACGCCGGCAGCGUCGUUGUCAGCGGCGGCAUCGACGAGAUCGUCAUCGAUGGCGAGCGGCCGGAUGAGAUUGACGACGAGUCCGCGACCUCUACGCCCGCCGCGUCACGAGUCUGGCGGCUACCCUCAGUGAGCUUGCUACUGCGCGAUCGUCGCGGGGGCGGCCUCGUCGCCUUGUGGUGCGAGAUGGAGGCAGUGUUGGAGGCUGGCGGGCCGAUGGCGCUCAGCGGGUACACGCGGGUGAUGGCCAAGGUCUUGCUGCCACAUGUAAUCUACGCGCGCAUCGACUGUGGGUCGCUGGAGGAGCUCCCUGCCGAGGCCUUUCUCCUGAGCUCGGGCUCGGGCCUCGACCGCGUGUGGGCGCUGAGCAUCGAGCUGGCGCUGGCGCGUGCGCUCGCCGAGGUCCACUCGAUCACGGGUGGCGGGCACGACGUGGUGGUGGACCACAAGAGCGGACGGAUGGUCAUCAAGAGCAACUAG
Molecule: messenger RNA, 573 nt
Organism: Thecamonas trahens ATCC 50062
Lineage: Eukaryota; Apusomonadida; Apusomonadidae
Exons: 3
Coding region: 1-573 (190 amino acids)
Source: RefSeq, a predicted model, not a curated record